AUAAUAAUUGCCUGCGCCCGGCCUUUGCACCUGCGCUUGCCUCUGCGCCGCCGUUUGUCGCGCCCGCCGUCCUCUUGCAAAAGGCCUCUUCAAAUCUCCGCUUCUUGCUUCUUCUCUUCCAACCUCUUUCCUACCUCAUCCUCUCCUCUCCCCCAUCAACUCAACUUCAUCCUCAUCUCAUCCACUACCGAUCGCGCACGUAGCGCCAUCAGAUUGUCGUAAUCUCCAUCUUCCCCUGGACAUCCUUGCCUUGCUCGCUACAUCUGGCCGCUAGUAUCGUCAUUCCUACCGACCCUGUACAAUCAGGCAGGUGCUUCUGCUCAGACUGUAGAGAAGUCUGCCUCAUCGUACCCAAGGCUGUUACAGAACAAAGAGAAAGGCACAGCAAUACGUCUCGCGCUACCUUCUGCUAGCUACACCCCUGUACUUUGAAGGCUGUAAGACAUCUUGCGGAUAGCCUUGACGCGUCCGCUGGCUUUCGACCUGCUGCGUUCACCAAAUUUGAACUGUCUGCAGCAGCCUAGUCCAGCAGAUCUAUCACAGGAAUACUCUUUGGCAUCGGGGUUGUAGCAAGACUUCGUUGUUCACAAUGUCUUCUGCAGUAGCAGAGCUGGACGCGAUCCUGCAGUCCAUGCUUAAUCUGAAGCCACCCGGAGUUUCUGGUUCCAAGAUCACCGCCAUCACCUCACUGUGCACUGCCAAUGUCCAAUCUGAGUCAGUCCUGAUCCAGAAGAUCUACACACAUUUCAAAAAGACGCCGGGCACACACAAACUGGGAGUACUCUAUGUUGUAGACUCGGUAACACGACAAUGGGUAGAUCAAGCCAGAAAGGCUGGUCAACAGCUUGGUAGCGGAGCCCCUGACGGAACCUUCGCCGCUGGUGUGACUCGAGUGACUGAAUUGCUGCCCGUACUCAUGAACGAUAUCAUUGCUACAGCUCCAGAAGAUCAAAAGAUCAAAAUCAAGAAGCUCAUUGAAAUCUGGGAGCGCUCAAACACCUUUCCUGCUCCGUUGCUCGCUUCCUUGAAAGAGAAGCUUGAUGCACCAAGAGUCUCGACGACGCCAGAGAAGUCCCCAGCACCUGGAUUUGUUCCUCUAGGGCAACCAGCUGCCCCUACCAAUACUACCGCCUCAGCGCCUCCUCAGCAAGAUACCUCCGCCAUCCUCGAGGCCCUCAAGAACAUGGCCAAGCAGAACGCUUCAGCACCACCCGCCGCAAUCGCCGCAACGCCAACACCCGCGCCAUCUAGUUUGAAUAAUCUGUUAGGCACGCAGAAUGGGACCCCUCAGCCGACCAGUACCGUAAACCCAGGCCCUGCUCCCGCUGCUGUUGCCUCCAAUGGGCAGGCUGUAAACCCCCUUGGAGCUCUAUUCGCUGGACUGAGUAAUGGUGCACAAAGUCAGAGUCCCGCAAAUGUACCUCAGAAUUCGCUUGCUGCGUUUCUUCCUCAGCCACAAGCUCCUGCUCCAGCGGUGCCGCAGAAUCCCGCUCCUGCUCCUGCUCCCGCUGCUCCCUUAGGCCAAGAUCCUCAAGCUCAGCUUCAAGUUUUGCAGUUGCUGGCUGCUCAAGGCGUCCCGCCAGAUCAAUGGGCUACCGCUCUCCAAUUGUUGAACAUGCAAAGUGCCAACGCCAAUACUGGUGGUGUUCCCGGGCUUCCCUUUGCACCCCCAAUCCCAGCAAACAACUGGGCUGGUCAGCCAGCGGGUCAGUCACGUGACGCCCACACCCGCUCUCCCCCGGGUCAGUAUCGACGUCGGUCUCGCUCUCCAGGGUAUGAUAGACGCCGAGAUCUAUCUCCAAGACGUCGUCGGGAUAGCCCUGGCCCCGAUCAUUACCGUAAUGACCGUGACGGCAGACGCGGCAAUGAUUACCGCCAACGCAGCCCGGCUGGUCGGCGCCGUCGUCCUUCGACACCGCCUCCCGUCGAUUACAAACUACCGCCACCAGGCCCCAAGAACGUGACCUGGGAUACGUCUCUGCCCAAGGGCCACAUCAAAGUGUACAGUCGGACGCUCUUUGUGGGCGGGGUUACUUCCAGUGAAGCACAUUUGCGAUCCAUUUUCAGCAAGUUUGGCGUGGUUCAGACCUGCAUCGUCAAUGUGGACAAACGUCACGCUUUUGUGAAGAUGAUCAACCGUCGGGAUGCUGAGGCUGCUCGCAACGGCCUGGAAGAGUACAAAACGGGAGACACACAACUUCGUACCAAAUGGGGAGUUGGCUUUGGACCACGUGACUGCAGCGACUAUGCAACUGGCAUUAGUGUCAUUCCCAUCGAACGUUUGACCGAUGCUGACCGUAAGUGGUUGGUCACCGCCGAAUAUGGAGGGACAGGUGGUCUUCCAAUCGAGCAAUUCAUGGUCGUUGAGGAACCCGAUAUUGAGAUUGGUGCUGGUGUUUCAUCCAAAGCCAUGAGCCGGCGCAUUGCUACCGAUACAGGAGGCAGACGCGGCCCACAAUCCUCGCGCCAUCCUGGCGGCCGCGAUGAUAGACAUCGUGAUGACGAUCGCCGAAUGGAUCGAAAUGACAGAACAUCCGGCUCCGGCAACAUGCCCGUGAUGCCGUUUCCCAUGAAUUUCGGAAAUGUGUCGAAUGGCAUGCCUGCCUUUCAAAGUGGCUUCCAAUUCACUCCGCCCCAACAAAGCAAGCAGGAUUAGACUUGCUCGCCCCGAAAGCAAUUGGACAUAAUGACUGCGGCUUUUGGCGGGAUGGUGACCUGGGUUCCUUCGUGGGUUGCGGUCUAGGAUGAUACCCUUGUACAUGUUUGAUUACUACAUAUUGGCGUUUGGGAAAUAGGAGGGCGGUUUGUUCACGCCUCAGGUCUUUGCUGGCGCAUCACCAGGGAAUUGCGCAAUAGGAGCCUACUUCGAGUUUGUCAUGGUUGAUCAUUGCAAUCUGGUAAUGUGGGCUACUUCUUUCUCCUGCACAGAAGUGUUCGAGUCAAAUAAAAUUGUCGUUGAGCAAAUGGACUAGAAUCUCGAUGUUUUCCUUGAUGAUGACCAAGAACAGAAUCUGUGAUCGUGUCCUGGUAACUGGUCGUAGUCAACUUGAGGAACUCUUUCCUGGCAGGCCCUUGGAA
Messenger RNA from Exophiala dermatitidis NIH/UT8656, 3078 nucleotides. RefSeq lists its product as uncharacterized. The record is from RefSeq and is a predicted model, not a curated record. Lineage: Eukaryota; Fungi; Ascomycota; Eurotiomycetes; Chaetothyriales; Herpotrichiellaceae. The coding region runs from base 590 to 2656 and encodes 688 amino acids. Gene Ontology annotation, cellular component: nucleus. Gene Ontology annotation, molecular function: RNA binding. The transcript is spliced from 6 exons.